This is a messenger RNA of Cryptomeria japonica (Japanese cedar), 348 nucleotides long. Its product is annotated as pentatricopeptide repeat-containing protein At3g14330-like. The record is from RefSeq and is a predicted model, not a curated record. Lineage: Eukaryota; Viridiplantae; Streptophyta; Pinopsida; Cupressales; Cupressaceae. Gene Ontology annotation, molecular function: RNA binding; protein binding. Bases 1 to 348 code for a protein of 115 amino acids. The transcript has a single exon. Gene Ontology annotation, biological process: RNA modification.
AUGUCUCAACGAGCUAACGUAUCCUGGUCGGUAAUGAUAGCUGGUAUGCACAAAAUGGUUUGGGAUGAUGAGGUCCUGCAGACUUUUCAAGAAAUGCGAGAGGCAGUUUUAGAAGCAAGCUCACGGACCUUCGCCAUCGUUCUCUCCGGUUGUGCCAAGCUGGCAGCUCUUGAAGAGAGUAUACAGAAUCAUGGAGAAAUGAUUAGGAGCAGAAUUCAGUAUGAGAUCCCUGUGUUAAAUUCUCUGAUAGAUAUGUGUGCUAAAUGUAGGAGUUUUGACAAUGCACGCCAAGUAUUAGACAAGAUGGAUCAUCCAGACGUUUCGUCUUGGACAUCAAUAUUGAGCUAG